This is a messenger RNA of Rhodofomes roseus, 2090 nucleotides long. Its product is annotated as alcohol oxidase-like protein. The coding region runs from base 68 to 1885 and encodes 605 amino acids. Lineage: Eukaryota; Fungi; Basidiomycota; Agaricomycetes; Polyporales; Fomitopsidaceae. The record is from RefSeq and is a predicted model, not a curated record. Gene Ontology annotation, molecular function: flavin adenine dinucleotide binding; oxidoreductase activity, acting on CH-OH group of donors. The transcript has 15 exons.
UGGCCCAUCUCCACAAGCUCAGGCCUCGUCGACCUCGUCUCCCAGAGCUUUCUCAUAGUAACGCAUCAUGACUUCCUCCAUUGUGUUCGAAGCCGACAUCAUCCUUGCUGGCGGCGGAACUGCUGCUUGCGUGAUUGCUGGACGAGUUGCGGCCGCAGAGCCCUCUCUCAAAAUUCUCAUGAUAGAGGCGGGUCCACCUACUCUGGAGGAUGAUGCACAUGUGCAGCCCGCUCGCUACCUGAGCCAUCUUCUGCCGGAUAGCACGACCGUCAAGUUCAAUGUCGGCAAGGAAAGUGCCGACCUUGGCGGCCGCGCUCCUAUUGUACCCUGCGGACAGUGUAUUGGCGGAGGGUCGAGUGUCAACUUUACCAUGUAUGCGCGGCCGUCUCCCUCUGAUUAUGACGACUGGGAGAACGUGUACGGGAACAAAGGAUGGGGCUCUCGCGAUCUGAUACCCUUUCUGCAGAAGAUGGAGACGUACCAAGUGACGCCUGGCCAGCCCACACACGGCUAUGAGGGACCCAUCAAGGUGUCCCGCGGCGGCAUUUACGCCAAUAUCGGUCAAGAUUUCUUCGACGCCGCUACUCAAUACGACAAGAGCAGAGGCGUUACCGAGGACCCGAAUGACAUGAUCGAUAUCAAUGUCUACGGGCGAUGGCAAAAGUAUAUCGAUCAAGAGAAGGGCCGUCGGUCUGACACACCUCACCACUACGUCUACAACCAACAGCUAGAUAAUCUGGAGAUUCUGACCGGCUACCAAGUCAAGCGGGUCAUCGUCGAAGAUGGUCGUGCCGCCGGCGUCGAGUUCGUCCCCAAUGUGCGCUUCGGCGGUGACAACAUUCACGGAGUACGUAUCGCGAAGGCGCGCCAGCUCGUUGUUGUCUCUGCUGGUGCAUUCGGCUCUCCCCCAAUCUUGGAACGUUCGGGCAUUGGCGCUCGUCACAUCCUUGAGCCGCUAGGAAUUGAUGUAGUCUCCGACUUGCCUGGCGUUGGAGAGAACUAUCAAGACCACAACAUUGUUUUUGUGCCGUACAAGGCUGACGAUGAGGCUGAGACCCUGGACGGUAUUGUCAACAAUGAUAAAGAUGAAGUUGAGAGGUGGACUGCACAGUGGCAGAUGGACGGGUCCGGCAAGAUGGCGUCGAAUGGAAUUGAUGCGGGUGUCAAGCUCAGGCCUUCCGCUGAGGAGCUUGAACUCAUUGGCCCGUCGUUCACCAAACGGUGGCAAGAGGUGUUCGCAAAUGCACCCGACAAGCCAGUUCUGUGGCUUGGUUUGCUUAGCAUGUUCGUCGGCGAUCGUACCGCACUGCCGCCUGGGAACUAUAGCAGCAUAGCGUUCUUCUCGGAAUUGCCAGCAUCGAUCGGGUACCUUCACAUAACCUCGGCUGACGACGUAGACGCCACGCCUGACUUUGACCCGAAGUUCUUCAGCAAGCCCGAGGAUGUAGCCGUGCUCCGAUGGGCCUACAAAUAUGGGCGAGAGAUCGCUCGUCGUAUGUCUCACUAUCGCGGUGAAUACCUGCCAGGACACCCAGUCUUCCCCGAGGGCAGCCAGGCUGCUUGCAGCGGAGACGCGAAGCCGACUGCGAUCUCGGCCUCGAAGAUUGUAUAUAACCAAGAGGAUGACAAGGCGAUUGACGACUAUCUUCGGAAAGUCGUCGCCACGACAUGGCAUAGCCUCGGCACGUGUGCUAUGAAGCCGCGCGAACAGGAUGGUGUCGUGGACUCCAAUCUGAACGUAUAUGGUGUUUCGGGAUUGAAGGUAGCAGAUAUGUCGAUCGCACCUUCCAACGUCUGCGCAAACACUUGCUCCACUGCCAUUGCGAUUGGUGAGAAGGCGUCGACGAUCAUCCUUAAAGAGCUCAGUUCCGCUGCGCAUGCUUGACGCAGGUUUAUAUCAUGAUCUGUAUUCUGUAUCUGCGUAGUGAGUGGCUUGUGGAAUCUUCUGUUUGUACAUGUAGCAAUGCAACACACCCCUGUAUAUGAUCGUACAUAGUGUAACAUAGACGUCAUUUGCAACGCCGAUAUGGCGGUUUUCAAUGAUGAUGACAGCUGGACUUCGAUGAGUCCAAUAGUAAUGUGCAGUUUAU